CUUGUGUCGAGCCAGUGGUACUCCCUGAUGCACGCUUCCUGUUGUGUGGGGCUCAGCCAAGCAACGAGAGGUGAGCGGUGAGGCCAUCUGAGGCCUGAGCCUGGUCCUCAGGACUCUGAACUCUCUCCCUACCACCAGGAGGCCUGCCCCAGCCCUGCUAAGCCAUCUCCACACGUCUCUGACAGAAUGAGUGCCCUCGAUGGCGUCCCCUUCAAGGUCCCCAAUGGCUUUGUGAUAGGCACAGAACCUCUCCCUGGGCCAGAGCUCAGUGUUCCAGCCUGCAGGGAGCUUCUGCUGGGUUCUAUGCACAACUUCAGCCUGGAAAGAAAGGCACUCUUCUGGGUGGAGGCCGCCGUCCCGGGACCCUGCCCGUCCCAGUGCGGGGACCCGGGGACAGCGUCAGCGCCUCCUGCCUGGUUGUUGCUGCUGAGCCCUGAACACCAGCUGGCACCGGCGCCUACCCCCAGCAAAAGCCCAGAGGCCGGACUUCAGGAGCGGCCGGGGGAGGAGGAGGAGGAAGAGGAGAAAGGAGGGGAGGAGGAGGAAGACGUCUCCUCUGGCAGCGAGGAGGAGCCGGGCCCGCGCCGGGGCUCGCUGGGCGCACUGCGCGGCGUGGGCUCGGAACCCGCGGGCGCUGGGCGGCGGCUCUCGGAGGGCCGGCUGGCCGCCGGGCCCCGCACGCUGCUGCCUCGCCCCCGCGGCCUCCGAGCGCUGAGCCUCUGCUGCUCCGGCCCGGAGCCCGCGCCCGCAGCCCCGCUCGCCGGCGCCCCCGCGCUGCCCCAGCGACCCUCCACGGCGGGCGCCGUGCCCCCGCUGCGCAGCCACAAGCCCACGGUCGCGUCUCUCAGCCCGUACACCUGCCUGCCACCUCCUGGGGAGGCACCGCAGCCUCUCCACCACCACAGAUCCCAACCUGAUGCUGCUGCGGCUGAUCUGCUGUCCGCCCUGAGCCAGGAGGAGCAAGACAUCAUCGGGCCGGUGGUGGCUCUGGGCUACCCCCUGGGAAGGGCCAUUGUGGCCCUGCAGAAGACGGGGAGGCAGAGCCUGAGCCAGUUUCUCGGCUACCUCAGCGCCUGUGACCGGCUGCUGCGCCAGGGCUACGAGGAGGGCCUGGUGGACGAAGCCAUGGAGAUGUUCCAGUUCUCAGAAAGCCAGGCCGGGGAGUUCCUGCGCCUCUGGGAGCAGUUCAGCGACAUGGGCUUCCAGCAGGAGCGCAUCAAGGAGGUGUUGCUGGUCCACGGCAACCGCCGGGAGCAAGCGCUGGAGGAGCUGGUGGCCUGCGCCCAGUGACCGCGCCUGGACACCCCGGCCAGGGCCACUCCUGCAGCCCGUCCUGACUUCGUUAUUAAAACCCAACUGUGGGCCCAGCGCUGUGGCGCAGAGUGUUAAAGUCCUGGCCUGAAGCGCCGGCAUCCCAUAUAGGCGCUGGUUCUAGUCCUGGCUGCUCCUCCUCCGAUCCAGCUCCCUGCUAUGGCCUGGAAAAGCAGUAGAAGAUGGCCCAAGUCCUUGGGCCCCUGCACCCACCUGGGAGACCCGAAGGAGGCUCCUGGUUCCUGCCUCCAGAUCGGCAUAGCUCUGGCCAUUGCAGCCAUCUGGGGAGUGAACCAGCGGAUGGAAGACCUCUCUCUGUCUCUACCUCUUCCUCUGUAACUCUGUCUUUCAAAUAAAUGAAAUAAAUAUUUAAAAAAAAAAAAACUGUAGCACAAAGCCACAGUGUUCACUGCGGAAGCACGAAGGAUGCCCAGGGUGGGAGUAAAUACCCUAAGGCGGCUGGAGUUGGAAGCGGCUGCCUCUGGGGAGAGACACAGGGGAGAUCAUGGCCGGAGCUGCCUUCCCUGCAGGCCUUGUAAACAUCACCUGCAGCUGACCCUUUAAGCUGUGUGCACUAGUAGCUUUGCUCUUAAGGAAAUGAAGACGAAUGGCAGGCAGCUCUUUUUGAGCCCUGUCAGCUCCUCCUGGGCCCCGUGCAGGUGGGAAGACCUGUUUCCUGAUUGGGCUUCUGUUGGUGUCCAGCUCAAGGCCUCUUCGGGCCUCCGUUUCCCAGGAAAGCUAGAGAGAUUUGACGAGGUCACAAGUUACAUCAGGGUACCCUGGGGGUUAAACUGCCACUUGGGAUGCCCAACAGCCUGGGUUCCAACGCUGCCUCUGCUUCCAAUCCAGCUUCCUUGGGUCCCUGCCACCUAUAUGGGAAACCCAGAUGGAAUUCCUGGCUCUGACCCAGCCUGGCUGCUGCAGGCAUUUGGGAAGUGAAUCAGUGGGUGGAAGUUUCU
Molecule: messenger RNA, 2270 nt
Organism: Lepus europaeus (European hare)
Lineage: Eukaryota; Metazoa; Chordata; Mammalia; Lagomorpha; Leporidae
Gene: UBAP1L
Product: ubiquitin associated protein 1 like
Exons: 6
Coding region: 187-1290 (367 amino acids)
Biological process (GO): ubiquitin-dependent protein catabolic process via the multivesicular body sorting pathway
Cellular component (GO): ESCRT I complex
Molecular function (GO): ubiquitin binding
Source: RefSeq, a predicted model, not a curated record